UCAUACCCUUAAACACCAAUCAAAUGUAAAUUGGUUUAUCAUAACGAAAACCAAAUAAUGGAGAGAAUGAGAACCAUACUAAUCACUGCAUUAUUGUUCAUAAGUGUAGUGGUUGCAGAAGAUGCUGGUGCUGGUAAAGCCAUCAAUCCUAUAGCAGAUGCUGCAACCGAUGAAAGCACUAAUGUAGCUAAAUACGUUGGUAUCAGCUUGGCCUUUGAUCAAAUACUUAGUGGACAAACUCAAGCAUACGAGUCUCCCAGGUUCAAGAGGUUUGUGACACAUUGCAGCUCACAUGUUGCUGAAACAUGCAGUGGAAAUGAUCCAAUGCAAAAAGGAGGUGGAAUCAAUGGCCAAUUAGGGUUGUCUCAAUGCCUUUUUGAUUCCAUGGAAGCAUGCUUGGUAGAUCACAAGGCCUCACUUUAUCAAACAACUUCUUCCUAUAAACCUAAACAGUCAAUUCAAUAUUUGACAGAGCUCAUUCAGACUGUAAAAUUUCAAGCCGUCUUGAGAACAUGCUCUCAAUCCACUGCACAAAAUUGUUUGACUGAUUAUAAUGUUGAUUCAUCAGCUUUAUCAGCUUGUCUUGUACCAUCUUUGAAUCAGUGUGUGUAUCCUACUCUAUGGUGGCCAUUUCCACCACCACCACCACCACCACCACCACCACCAAAACCACUACCACCACCUUUUCCUACUGAAGUUGAGCCUGAUCAAAUUACGCCUAAUCAAAUUACACCUGAUCAAGUUGAUCAAGUUGAGCCUCCUGAUCAGGAGAGAUAAAUGUACUUGCGUUGCAUUUUAUACUAAUACAGCAAUAAUUGCAAUGCAUUAUAGAUUAUCCUAUAUAUGUAAGGAAUAAUCUCUUCAUCUCUUUGCAAACAUUGUUUCUACUCGUUGCUUUAUGGGGAAGGAUCUGUUGUACCUUCAGUGUUAGUGUUCUAAUUAGCUAUAUCACUGCAGGCCAUCUGUAAUAAAAUCAUUGAAGAAUGCUAUGAUAUAUCAUAAUGACGUUCCUACUA
Molecule: messenger RNA, 1016 nt
Organism: Vigna angularis (adzuki bean)
Lineage: Eukaryota; Viridiplantae; Streptophyta; Magnoliopsida; Fabales; Fabaceae
Product: nodulin-30-like
Exons: 3
Coding region: 58-777 (239 amino acids)
Source: RefSeq, a predicted model, not a curated record